This is a messenger RNA of Calidris pugnax (ruff), 4341 nucleotides long. It is a transcript of the gene PEX13, whose product is annotated as peroxisomal biogenesis factor 13. Bases 60 to 1256 code for a protein of 398 amino acids. Gene Ontology annotation, biological process: protein import into peroxisome matrix, docking. Gene Ontology annotation, molecular function: protein binding. Gene Ontology annotation, cellular component: peroxisomal importomer complex; peroxisomal membrane; peroxisome. The transcript is spliced from 4 exons. Lineage: Eukaryota; Metazoa; Chordata; Aves; Charadriiformes; Scolopacidae. The record is from RefSeq and is a predicted model, not a curated record.
AGAAGCGCGGCGGGCCGGGCCGGGCCGGGGGCAGAGCGGGGCCCGCAGCGAGGUUGGAGAUGGCGUCGCAGCCGCCGCCUCCCAAACCCUGGGAGAACCGGCGGCUGGCGGGCACGGUGGCGCCGGCUUUCCAGUCUGCUGACUUGGGUGACAAUGUGCUGACCAGGCCUGGACAACCCACAGUUGCACGAAUACCUCCACCUAUUUUGCCAAGACCGUCACAGCAAACGGGAAGCAGUAGUCUGAGCACUUUCAGGCCAGCGUAUACCAGUUCUUUUUCUCCAGGCUAUGGUUCAUAUGGAACCUCUUUUUAUGGAAGCUAUAGUCCUUACAGUUACGGAUAUGGUGGCCUGGGUUAUAACCGCUUUCGUACAGAUGAUAUUCCUCCCAGCAGGUUUGUUCAGCAGGCUGAAGAGAGCAGCAGAGGUGCAUUUCAGUCCAUUGAAAGUAUUGUGCAUGCGUUCGCCUCGGUCAGCAUGAUGAUGGAUGCUACCUUUUCAGCUGUGUACAACAGUUUCAGAGCUGUGUUGGAUGUAGCCAAUCACUUCUCCCGCCUCAAAGUACACUUCACAAAGGUGUUUUCAGCUUUUGCUUUGGUGAGAACUAUAAGAUACCUCUACCAACGUCUACAACGAUUACUCGGUUUGCGGAAGAGCUCUGAGAAUGAGGAUUUGUGGGCUGAAAGUGAGGGGACAGUAGCUCGCGUUGGCCUUGAGGACAAGGCGGCUAAUUCUGCAAAAUCCUGGCCCAUUUUCUUGUUCUUUGCUGUUAUAAUGGGAGGUCCCUAUUUGAUUUGGAAACUGCUUUCUACAUACAGUGAUGAAGAAACAGCAGUAUCUAGUAACUGGGCAAGUGGAGAAGAUGAUCAUGUAGUUGGAAGAGCGGAAUAUGACUUCAAUGCGCUCUCAGAAGAAGAAAUUUCUUUCCGUGCUGGUGACAUGCUAAAACUAGCACCCAAAGAACAACAACCCAAAAUCCGUGGUUGGCUUCUGGCUAGUUAUGAUGGCCAAACAACAGGACUCGUGCCAGCUAAUUACAUCAAAAUCCUGGGCAAAAGAAGAGGUAGGAAAACAAUGGACGUGGAAAGGAUUACAGAGCAACGGCCAGCCUUUACCGGCACAUCUGUUAGAGGACCCACUGCUACUGUGACUUUAGAGGAGCAGGAAGCUGCUUUUGAUUCUGUUUUUGCUGGAAGUAAUAAAGUUCCUGUUGCAUCUGACCCCACUGUGGUUAGUGGAGAGAAACAGGAACUCUAAUGCACUUUCAUCAACGAAGCAACUGAACUGUGCUUUAUUGAUAAAACUUAGGGUUUGUUGAAAAUCUGUAUUGUAGUGGAACACUGAUGGGUCUGUACCAGUUAUUGCUGCUACUGACUGGUGAAGGGAUGGAGAAAUGAUUGUUCAAAUUUGUAGUAUUUAUUUUUGACUCACCUAAGGCUGUACAUUAGUGACUCUACCCAACCACCUGGCAGCAGCUCUAAGAUCUUGAGACAAGGAGAAGGGAGGCAUUUAUAAUAAAGCAAACAAACAAAAAAAAAGGGGUGGGGUGGAAACUUCCAAGCUGUUCUUGUUAAGGAGACAAACUCCAAGCUGUUGUUAAGGAGACAAACUGCUGGUGAAAUCUGGACAUUAACAUCCAGUCUUCAUUGGAAUGUCAGCUUGACAAGAGGCCUAUUCAAUAGUUGUGCAAAAGGAAGAUAACAUUUCUGUAAGGUGUCUGCCAAAACUGGUCACUGAGGACCAUAAACAGUAAUAAUGCGUUUUUUCCCCCUGAAAGGAGGGAGAAUUGCAAGAGGUUUAGGUGACACAAUUGAAUUAGAAGUCCUGGGUUGCUUACUUUUUGUAAGAAGCAGGGCUUCUGUCAUAAAGACCUUACCCCUAAUGAAAAAGGGACCUGUGAGAAAGGAGAAAGAAAUACAGUUACAAAGGAAGAGCAGUGAGGCUUCAGUAGUAGUUCUAACCAGUUCUCUUUUGUUUAUUAAAAUAACAAUAGAAUAAAGAAUAUCCUGCAGUUAGGUACUUUCCAGCACACUUAUUGUUAUUCCCUUCUGUGGCAGACUAAUUUUGUAUCACUCCUUCCCAUUUUGUGUUGUAGUCUGUUAACUGCCUAUCGAUAGUCUAUCAGCUCCCAUCCGCAUCUCAACUUAUUUCUGUCCUUCAUUGUUUUUAUAGGAAUGUCAAAAUAUCUUUCCUGCCUUUUAGUGCACUAGGAAGGCAUUGGGUUGGGGGAACUUUAAUGUACUUUGAGUGGCAAAGUGGCAGCAGCAGCAUUUCUUGCUUAAUUGUCUCAGAGUUAUCACUGCGUGCUGCCCUUCAGGUGGUAAAUUUUGCAUCUGCCCAUAAAAUUUGAGGGCUCUGGUUUAUCAAAAGCCAUAAAAAUAUAAAGACUGUGCAAAGUAUUUAGUAUUUUCUUCAUAUUGGUGUUUGAGAAUUCUGUAUUGAAAUACUGUUGGUUUUUUUUAAUGAAGCAAAGAUAAUUAACACUUUUUUCCUUUUAGUAUAUAUGUAUAACAUGUUGAGCUUCUGAAGGUUAGAGCAAUGGAUAAAAUAACUAAAGCUUGUCUUAAUCAUUAAAAUAGCUUUUCUUUUAAAGGUACUCAAAACUAUUAGUGAAAGUAGGGCACGUGCCUUUGCUUAAUUGAUCCAGUAGUUUCAGUUUGACUGUUUCUACAGAGGUCUCCAAUACCCAUUAUGUGUUAGCAAAGCUUUAUACUUAAAUUGCAUUUGCUGGCCUUGAGUUCUUAGAAUUCUGUUCACCACAAAAAAAACCUCUGACAAUAAAAAAAUGAAGUGAGCACAGUUUUAUUGAGGAAGAGUGGCUGAAAAGAUGGAUAUUAUGCUGGAACCUUGGAUUUUAAAGUAAUCUCUGGAUGCCUCUUGUUGAUAAUUAGAGCAAGAAUUUAACUGGUUGUGCUCAGAUAUUGGGAGACAGUGUGAAGAAUCAUUUUUAGGAUUGUUAGAUCCAAGUGCAGAAGAAAAGGAAAGAGUAGUUAAAGGGCAAAUGAGAAACUUGAAACUAGGCUCACUAGGUUUAAAACAGAACAUGUUCCUGAGACAUUUCCCUGUGUACCAAGGCAUGGAAGAAAAUUAUCUAUAUUUGGAAAUUGCAUCUGCUGGUGAUAUAAAAAUAGCAAACAAUCCUGAAAUAUAAAAUACAAAAAGGAAAAAAGGGGGGUGGGAGUAUCAAGUUAACAGCUCUGCUAACAGCGUGUAUUCGCGGAGGGAAUUAAUUUACUGUUGUGAGAUUUAAUUAAUGGACUGCCAGCCUCUCUUGUGUCAGUGAAGGAUUUCGAUCAGAGCAAUCGUCUUUUAAAUAAAUGAAUAAAUAAGGCCCAAACUUUUUGUAGAGUAUCUGUUCAAGUUGACUUCUGUUUUCCUAUUCAGAAAAAGUUGGGAAGACAGUACUAUGAUGUUUAUUGGAUUCUUUAAAUCUUACUAAUUUUUAGAAAGAUGUUUUUAAUUUAACUUUCAGGUCAUACUAUUUUGAACACAAAUAUUUUAGUAGGAAGAUAGGUUAUUAAUAACUUAACUGACUUUUCUUUAUGGUAGUUUGACUUAGUCUACCAGUCAGCAACUAUUAUAAUUAUAUCUGCUAAAUCUUCACAAGAAUUUUGAUCUUUCCAAUCUUGUGAUCACUUUAAUGAGGAAAGAAGGCUCUGAGGAAAUGAAUUAUUUAAGUCAUGAUUAAUUGUACUGGUUGCAUAAGGGUAUUAAAAUUCAUCAAAGUAAAAUAUAUACUGUGCUUUAAGAUUUUUAUUAUUUUUUUUAAUGCACAAACUAGCAUGUGCAUGCUAGUGAGUCCUACAAUGUCAUUGUCUUUGUUUCUGCUCAUAUGUCAGGCUACAGAAAAAAAAACCACCUAAAUGAAUGCUGAUUGGAAAAGGGAGGCUGGUUGACAGGCUGCUCGAGACUUGCACAACUUUAGGAAGGUGAGAAUACCAAAAGGAGCAGGUGUGGCUGCAGCGGGAAUAUGUAGCAGAGGAGAUCAGAAAAGAGGUGCUGUUGAAAUAUUGCUAAACUUUUGCAUUGGGCAAUUGACUCUUAUUUUAAGAUCUGUACAUACUCAGUUACCUUUAUGUUAUUCUUUAGAACUACUUACAGACCUGUAGCAGACCUAGGACACUUGUUUAUGUAAGGCUUUGGUUUAAUCUUAAUUCAAUCUUAUUGAUACUGUUUAGCAUACCAACCGUUUUAUGCUUGAAUACUGUCUGAACUAAUGGCAAAUGCCAGUUUUGACUGGUUCUCUGGGUGCUAGCAUUACAUGGACAUGCACGCAUUCAAAGCUUUGUUCAGGUUUCUGAAUAAUAAAUUGAAAAUAUUCUCUUUGUCUAGUAGAACUUAA